GCACUGUGGAGUUUCUAGUGGAUUCACAGAAGAAUUUUUAUUUCCUCGAGAUGAACACACGUCUUCAAGUAGAACAUCCUAUCACAGAGUGUAUCACAGGGAUCGAUAUUGUUCACCAAAUGAUUCGCUCUGCCAAAGGUCAUAAGUUGCUCUAUUCCCAGUCUGAUAUUCCAAUAGAUGGCUGGGCGUUUGAGUGUAGAGUGUAUGCGGAGGAUCCUUACAAGAGUUUUGGUAUGCCCUCCAUUGGUCGACUGGAGAAAUACAUUGAACCAUCUCAUAUUGAUCAGGUUCGAUGUGAUAGUGGUAUUAAGGAAGGUAGUGAAAUCAGUGUUUACUAUGACCCAAUGAUUUGCAAGCUGGUGACAUAUGGAAGCAACAGACAGGAAGCCCUAGAUGUGAUGGUCAAGGCUUUGGACUCUUACGUCAUUAAAGGUGUGACACACAAUAUUCCCCUGUUGAGAGACAUAGUUACGGAGAAGCGGUUUGUGGCGGGGGAUAUCAGCACCAGUUAUCUCCCUACUGUAUACCCAGAUGGAUUUAAAGGUAGAACUUUGUCACCCUCUGAGAGUAUGGAACUGGCCACUAUGGCAGCAGUAAUGUACAUCAAAGAUAAAAUUGUAUCUACCAGUUUCAAAAAUCAGAACAGAAUCCCUCUUGCCAAAAACUUGCCCAGCAGCUGGUCUCUGAAUGUUUUAUUGAAUGAAGAGAGUUAUCCAUUGCAAGUUAGCCUGGCUGGAAAUGAUGUCACUGUUGUGGCUCAAGAUAAAACAAUGACUAUCCCAUUUGACAUUGAUGUCUCCUCACCCCUCAUCAAGAUGGCUAUCAAUGGAGAGAGUAAACUUUUCCAGUUAUCAAAGAGAAUAGGAGCAGGACUAUACAAACUUAGAUUUUUUGGAACAGUGUACCAGCUGAAGGUCUUGGAGGAGUUCGCUAGUCAGAUGUCUAAACUGAUGCCUGUCAAACAGGAAGUGGACAUGUCCUCACUAGUCCUCGCCCCCAUGCCAGGGGUCCUCAAAUCUGUAGACGUUAAACCAGGGGAUAUGGUGGCUGAGGGCCAGGAAGUGUGUGUGCUGGAAGCCAUGAAGAUGCAGAACAGUCUUACAUCAGCCAGGAUUGCUAAAGUCAAGAAAGUGAAUUUUAAACAAGGCCAAACAGUGGAUGAAGGUGAUGUUAUUGUGGAGUUUGAAUGAGAAGGCAUAAUAAAAACAGACUGACUGUGGGGGAAAAACUGAUAUUCCAAGGAAAUCUUGUGCUGCCAUUUAUUAGUGCUUGAAGAACAGUGUUCCACCAUCUGUCUUCACUAACCUAACCUACUGCUUUAUUUAUACUCACUUUGCAACAGUCCAGGUUGAUUAUAAAAUUGUAUAAAGAAGUAUUAGAUGUAACAGGUGCCUUUUCUUAACAUCAGCAUAAUUUACAGUAUAAAAGUUUUUUAAGGGCUUCUCUAAAUACCUGCAUAAUUUCAAAGUAUUAAUUGAAUUAAUAUGCAAAUGUCAGUUGUGAGAUUUUUGAAAUUUUGAGGGCAUUUGUUUUUUUGUUUUUUGUUUUUUUCAUUUUUGUCUAGAUCAGUACAGUAUUAGAUUAAUUACUAGGACAUAUUUCAUUGGAACAGCGAAAAAUCCCUAUGCAUAAUUCAGAUAUUAUAGAUAGAAAUAUCAUAGAUUAAGGAAAGUGGAUAGUUCUACAUACAAGUAUUUUUCCCGUGUAAGCCUUUUGAACAUGACGAAAAUACCUCUGGAAUUGUAUCUGUGUUGUGAUAAUCUUUAGCUAUUCCUCUAUGUAGAACAUUCAUAUAUUUGAUGUAUCUUUGAUAUAAUUUUCUUGUUUUUAAUUAAUCAAACUGUGAUGGAUUACAAAAAAAUAGAUAUUGAAAUCAUAUUUCAUCAAAACCUUUUUUUAUUAAUAUGCACCUGCAUGCAUUUAAAAGCAAUUAUAUUACAUAAUAUUAAAAGUCAUUAAGCUAUAAGAAAAAUAAGUGGAAAAAAUACCUUGCUCUAUGUAUGCAGAAAUCUGAUCCCCCCUCCCCCAAAGUUUAAUUUGCUUAAAAUGCUUGGUUUAUUUAUUUUUUCAAAUACUGGGGUAUGUACCUGUACAUUGCAUCAUAAAUUGUGUAUAUUUUUCUUUAUUAUAAAGAAAAAAAAUAGUAAAAGAAAAAAAGGGAAAAUAACAAGUGCUUUACAUAUACAUGUAGACGUAUGUAGAAACUGCCAAUUGGAAAUACAGUAUUUACAUGUAUGAAAACAGUUAUGUAUAAUAUGUUUAUUUAAAAUGAUUAAGAGUUUGAGAAUCGGCAUGCAAAGAAAAUGUAUUUGAUAGUCAUUUGUAUUAAAACCAAUCUGGUACAAUGCAAAUACCAAAAUGCACUGUAAAAAUCUGCAUUCAGUAUUUAGCAAGAAAGGAGAAUCGAUUUGCAUGUAUACAGCUUGGGUGUUGACUUUACACAAAGUAUUUCAUGAAAGGGUACUUUAAGUAAAGCAUUUUUACAGUAGGACAGAGAAUUGUUAAUUCUGUUAUGAACGUGAUUUGUUAUAUCCAUUAAGUUGAUAGCAACAAUCCCUUAUAUGCUUGUUUGCUUUAAGCAUAUGUUUCUGUAAACAUAAAAUACUUGCAAUUUAUAUACAAAAAAUGAUAAAUGCUCUGGCAUCUUAAGAUGUCUUAUGGUCAGGGAAUUCCGUAUUUUGCUGGUUGUAUGGCCAUUUCAUGAAACGAAAGAUAUUUAUAGAUUUAAUCUUGUGAUUUAUAUAAUAAAUUCUGAUUUGUAGCUGAAUUUAUUGCCAAUGUAUUGAUUAUGGGCUUUUAGAUUUCCCAGUAUAUAUUGUGUUAUUUUACAGUUUUAUUGAAUAAAUUUUAAAAAAUGUCAA
Messenger RNA from Saccostrea cuccullata (small rock oyster), 2861 nucleotides. RefSeq names its product propionyl-CoA carboxylase alpha chain, mitochondrial-like. Gene Ontology annotation, molecular function: metal ion binding; ATP binding; propionyl-CoA carboxylase activity. Gene Ontology annotation, cellular component: mitochondrion. The annotation marks the transcript as partial. NCBI's taxonomy places the organism in Eukaryota, Metazoa, Mollusca, Bivalvia, Ostreida, Ostreidae. The record is from RefSeq and is a predicted model, not a curated record. The transcript has 13 exons.